AUGAAACUUCAAGAGGGCCUGUCUUGUACCCUCCAAUGCCUGUGUAUAAAAAGCAAGCUCCUGUGUCAAGUCAUCAUUCACAUCCACCUCUUGUUCUCGAUCAAUAUCAACAGAAAGCUUGUUUAUCCACUCUCUUUGAAGGUUCAGUCAACUUCACAUCCUCAUCUCCUUUUGAGUCUGAUUCAGACUCAGAAGCCUCCACAUCAAACUCCCCAAUCCCAGCAUCUUUCAGAUUCUCAACUGCAAAUACUGUCAGUUCUUUCUAGAGUACCUCCAUCUAAUAUUCUAUCAAAACAAACAUGCAAUCAGCUAAACAUACUCUCAAUCAUUGUUUUCAAAAAAAAAAAAAUCCAUGCUACUUCACAGCCACAAAAUCCCAAAGCAAGCAUUACAAGCAGGGAGCCAAAUAAAGGUGAGACGGCGAGGACUGGUGCUUCCCUCCAUUAA
Messenger RNA from Ilex paraguariensis (yerba mate), 447 nucleotides. The record is from the annotation of a GenBank genome assembly. Lineage: Eukaryota; Viridiplantae; Streptophyta; Magnoliopsida; Aquifoliales; Aquifoliaceae.